This is a messenger RNA of Acanthopagrus latus (yellowfin seabream), 3060 nucleotides long. RefSeq names its product activator of 90 kDa heat shock protein ATPase homolog 1-like. Gene Ontology annotation, biological process: phospholipid metabolic process; protein folding; positive regulation of ATP-dependent activity. The transcript has 21 exons. Gene Ontology annotation, cellular component: cytosol; brush border membrane. The record is from RefSeq and is a predicted model, not a curated record. Bases 1566 to 2870 code for a protein of 434 amino acids. Gene Ontology annotation, molecular function: phosphatidylcholine lysophospholipase A1 activity; retinyl-palmitate esterase activity; protein-folding chaperone binding. Lineage: Eukaryota; Metazoa; Chordata; Actinopteri; Spariformes; Sparidae.
UGGAGGUAGAAAACUGAAGAGGCCUGCACAUGAUUCCAGUUUGGUCUUGUUUCUGUGAAGUGCUUUCGUUCUGCGGGGACGUGAAGCGUAACAGACACCAGAAUUUAAAUGUUGAUGCCAGGCGUGACGCUUCUGUCAGGCUUCUAUUUUUUUUUUUCCUCCAGUUGAAUAAUCAUUUCUUAUUUGAGCCAUUAGGUCUGAACGAGGUUAUCCAUGUGAUUAUCUCUGCAGGAAGCCGCUUCACUUCUGCCUCAACAGAGACAUGAAACGUUAAGAUACUUUACAUCUUUAACCGGCUGAAGAUGAGCCAGCGAGUGUUUCAACUGGUGGUUCGAAUUAAGGCAAAAAUAAUUUUAAAAAUCAAUUUGUUGAGCUGAGCUGAGCAAGAGGUCAAAAUUCUUGGCAAGAAUUACUCCAUUUUUAGCCUGCGGUCAUUUCAGAUCUUUGUCUUUUUAAUGUGUUACAGUAAAACACCAGCGGAGUGAAGAUUUCAUGGUUACCGUUGCUUGAAUGAAGGAAGUGAAUUGAUAUUUUUUAACAGAACUUGAUUGUAAACUGAACCACAAAUAUUUCUGAAAAACAAAAAACAUCAGAGUUUUAAAAAUGGUGAUAACUCUUUGUGGAAAAGUUACGCAAGUUGGUGAAAAGUUUUUAAGGUGUUACGUCGCCAGGACACAUCAGUGCCAGAGUGAAGCGACACAUGGACGUAUGUGGGCAGUGAAGGUUACAUCGUUUGAGACGGACGUGUCUGUUUCCCAACAUGAAGGAGCAUUAAUGAGCCUAAAAGGUUUACAUUUGUUACAGUCCUGUUUUAUAAAGCUCAAAUGUGUCAAAUUAAGUGGUGAGAAUGCAGGUUUCAACCAACUGAACACCCCUCGUCUCACUCGCCUCCACUGUGGCUGCUAAAAAGACAAAAAAAACAAAAGGUUCCAACUCUAUCUGUGUUUUGUUUGUCCAUUCUCAGCUACCGUGGAAACAUGGUGGACCCUUCAUGGUGAGGAGGACCUUCUCCAAGGACGCUACAUCAAAUCUGGACACAGCGUUGGAGGCGGAGCCCCGUUCAUCCCUACACUGAACUUCCUGUUUGGCGCCCGGCUAACUCGCUCUUCUGGACUUUCCGAAUGUUUCUGGACCGAGUGGCUCCAGUUACGACACUGAAGAAACUCCUCGACGGGGGACGAUCCCUGGGGGCGUGGUCUCUCACCCUCUGUGAACUGAGAUGGCUCGUCACAUGUCUGCAUGGACAUGAGUUUCAAGCAGACACUGGAGCCGACGAUGAGACUAUUCAGAGUUCUUCCUGGCAAAAAUUCCCCCAGAGACCUGCUGCCUCCUUCGUCUGUUAAGUGAUCCACAGUAUUGAUCCACAGAUUUAGACUGUGCAGCCUCUCAGCUCCAACCAUCAGUGCUGAACUAAGAGGGAAACUCUGACUCCAAAUGAAUAUGCCACUGCUUCAAAGACACAGCGGGAGGGAAACAGGAGAAGAGCGAAGCUGCCUGACAUCCUCGAUGAUGACAUCUUCAAACACUCCCCAGCACUCUGCAGACACACCCAGCACUCACUGCAGAUGCACCAGAGGGUUGCUGGUUCAAAUCACUCUACACACAGCAUCAGCUGCAGCCGCUGGUUGAGGGUUCGCUGUCAGAAGCAGAUGUACAGCUCCGACUCCUGGAAGAACAAAGCAAGACACAUAUUAAAGCUAGAAGAAGGAGAUUUCAGUCAGGAUCUUCUUGGAGCAGAUUUCCUCCAGCGUCGUCUGCAUCCUCCGUUCAGCUGCCCCGAUAUGAGCCCGUCUCCCACCGUCCCCACCUCAGUUGAAUUCGUCAAAGCUGCAGACGUGAAAGUCAUCGCCGCGCUGGGCGACUCUUUAACCACAGCGAUCGGUGCCAACGGUUCCACGAUUCUAGCGAUACCUUUUGAGUUUCGUCAGGUGUCCUGGAGCAUCGGAGGAUACGGCACUUUUCAAAAUGUCAUAACACUGGCAAAUAUUUUUAAACUCUUCAACCCCAAACUGAUGUUUCCUUCGCCUGUGAUGACGCUGCACGGCACGGCAACGACUGUCAACAAGACCGGCUUCAACUUCGCCAUCACCGGACACAACACACUAAACGUCUCUGAUCAGAUUAGAACCAUGAUCGACACGUUCAAGUCUUAUCCAGGCCUGAACUUCCAGGAGGACUGGAAGGUGGUGACGAUGCUGAUCGGCAUGAACGACAUCUGUGAUUACUGCAAAAACAAAGAGCUGUUCUCCCCCGACAGCUUCAUUCACUACAUGACUGCAGCUCUCGACAUGAUGAUGAACGAGAUCCCCAGGACGAUAGUGAACGUGGUGCAGAUUCUUCCCAUGAAGCCUCUCAGAGAAGUUCAGAGCCCGGUGCUCGGCUGCGAUCUUCAGAGGAGUUUCUGCUCUUGCCUCGUUCAACCUGAAGAAGGCUCCCCUGAACUGGAGGAGCUGGUUGAGAUUAACUACGAAUUCCAGAGGAGAUUAAAGAAGCUUCUGGACAGCGAUCGUUUCUUCAAAAAGGACUUUGCUGCUGUUCUGCAACCUUAUUUAGAGGUCGCACAGCCGCCAAGACUCCCUGACGGGAAAAUCGACGUGAGCUUCUUCACAGCAGAUUGUUUCCACUUCACGGUGAAAGGACACGAGGAGCUGGCGAAGGGACUGUGGAACAACAUGUUCCAGCCUGAAGGAGGUAAAGAGAUGAUAAAGACGUUUUCAGAGCCGAUAAACCUCAUCUGCCCGACUCAGGAGCAUCCUUACAUCUACACCAGACCGCGAGUCUUCAACGGAUCGUCGGCACCGCUCAUGAAAGAUUUCUCCAUCAACAUGUUGAUGCUGAUGUUUCUGUUUUUUGGGUUUGAUUAUCUGUAGACUGCCUGGAUUGAGGGUUCGAUUCCCACCUGAGCCACCAAAUCUUAAAAAACACAACUGUAAUUUUCACAAUAUUGAUACUGAUUGAUCAGUUAAUGAUGUCCUCAGGCUGCAGAUUGUAUCUUCAAUAACUAAAGAAAUAAGAUUUUAUUAACAAUUUGUUGAGAAAUAAACUGUAUUUUGUGCAUUA